Messenger RNA from Corylus avellana, 2678 nucleotides. RefSeq lists its product as uncharacterized. NCBI's taxonomy places the organism in Eukaryota, Viridiplantae, Streptophyta, Magnoliopsida, Fagales, Betulaceae. The record is from RefSeq and is a predicted model, not a curated record.
UUUUCUUUUUCCCAUUUAAGAGAAAACACACCACUCUUUUGACUGUACUUAAUUCCUCAAAAUCAAUUACUUCUGUUUUAUGCUUCAUGGAUCCGCUUUUCUCGCUUCUUCGCCACCAUAUCCCACAAGCCUUUUAGCUUUUUGCUCUGGGAACUUGUCUAGCUAUCUCUUUCUGUAAGAUAAGAGUGUUCGUUGUACUUCUUCUUCCUGUCAUUUUCAUUCUGAUUUUGUAUUCCAAGACAAGUCUCCAAAGAAAAAAGUAAUGGGCAGGGAAUGGUAUUGGGGUGGUGGAAAAUCCUCCAAGCGAGGCGGUGCUGCUGCCCAUGGAGGAGAGAAAGAAGCCUCCUCUUCUGGUUGCAUGAAUGCUGUCUUUCAGUUCUUUGAUUUCCACCACUUUCAGUUUCCUUUACACCAUCAACAACCCUCUUUUGACUCCUCCUUUAUCCUCCCUGAAGAACCCACCAUUCCCAAAGGAGCUGAAGCACCAAGAAACAGCCUGCAAUCAGAGGAGCUUUUGUUGGAGCAUAUUACUAGAGAAAGAGCCGUAGAAGAAGAAGAAGGAAGUUUAAUACAUAUCCCAAUGGGUAUCAAAAUUAGAACAAAUGGACGCACAGGAUCAAACGACUCUUGCUCAGAAGUCAGCGGUUCUCCUGGAACCAAGACUCCAAAUUUGGUAGCCAGGCUUAUGGGUCUCGACCUACUCCCCGAAACCCAAUCACCUUCUUCAGCACGUUUACAACCUCUUCGGCGCCCCCGUCAGCCGCUCCAGAGCCGACCAAAAAAAAGCCUAGACAAAGAUAUUACGGGUACACAGUCUUUGCCGGAGACGCCGAGAAUAUCCUCAGCCAGAAGGUCCGACGUCGAGCACAGGCUGUCGCUUCAGAUCAACAAAGAGAACUCGAGCGCCGGCGAAGACUUGGAGUUUUCUCGGUUUUCGUAUCUGAGAAGGAAAGAUCAGCUCGGAGUAGUCGAAGACGACAAUAACAGAAGUAGUAGUCCAAGCCAGUACGCUAGGCAAAUUGUAAAGCAGAUGAAGGAAAAAGUUGGCAGGAAAGUUGGGGUUGACAUCACAAACACCAUCGCCAACGCCAACGCCAGAGAUCAAGGAUCCAGGAAGUUCUCAAAGGCGUUCGCCGGUAAAGUCAAUGUAGAAGAAUAUUCAAGCCCAGGGAAGCAGCACUCAACGUCUUCUUGGUCUCCAAGGCUCAGAUUCUUGGAUCCCAAGACCAAACAAAGCACAACACCACCAUCUACCAAAGAUAGGUCGGUUUCUCAUUUUUCAAAAACGUCGUCGUUGUCGUCUCAACCAUCUUCACCAGUGGUCCAUGUUCAGCCGAAACCUCAAACGUUGCAGAAGCAGCAGGUGCUGUCGGGCCAGAAGUCGGUCCAGAAAUCUAAAAAGAUCGCCGGUGAAAGGUUCGGUCAAAGGCUAAAGAAGCCUCCACAGACGUCGGAUAUAGUCCGAAACAAGCAAGAAGAACCAUUUGUUCGUCCUACAACACCCCCCAGGGCUAACACCCCAGACAAGAAAUGCAAGAAAAUCCCCUUGUCUAAUGAUCUUCUCCCUGUCAAGAAAGACCCUUCACCACCCGCAACCAGAAUUCCUCUCAAACAGGGUCAGGUAUGUGAAGACCAAAAAACAAGAUAUAGGUCACAGUCAUCUAGUUGUUCGAGGCAAACGUACAAACAGGAAGCGACGCGCAUGCUCACGGCCCGAGAAAGCGAUAACGGUGUCUCCACCACCGGAGCAAGCGCAGCAGAAUAUCAGUUCGUUGCCAAUAUACUAAGCCGUACUGGGAUACAGAAAGAUUCCUUGGUGUCCUUCUCUAAUUGGUUCUCCUCCUCCCAUCCCUUGGACCCAUCAAUCUUCCAACAACUCGAUGAUUAUUAUCCUUGCGCCACCGUGGCUGCUAACAAAAGAUUAUUAUUAUUCCAUCUCGUUGAUGAGCUUUUGGGUGAUAUUUUGAAGCCGUGGGGUAGCUCUAUUGGGGGUGGUGGUUGUCGCAUGCAAGGGGCACAGCUAAUGGAGACAUUGUGCGCCAAAAUUCGGAGCUUCCCAUGUGUAGACUGUCGUGUCCUUGAAGACAUUGAUGGGUUGAUUGAGAAGGAUUUGCCGGAAGUUAGGCUAAUGGCGUUUGAGGAGGAGGGAGAGGAGAUGGUGAGGGAGAUUGAGAAGGGUAUAGUGGAGACGCUCGUGCAUGAAACGGUUGUGGAGUUUUGGUGAAACGGCGACGUCUAGGGGCAGGGGGGGCAGAGGGGUCACAUGGGUCUUUCACGUGAUGAGAUGCUCUGCAUUGCUGUCGGUUGGGCUGCGGUGGGCCUCUCUCCCUGUUUGGGAGGGUUCCACGUGGGAUCUAGCUCCCGACAGCUCUUGCUUUUUGAUUGGUUCUCAAAAGACAUUACACUGCCAGAGCCCGAGGAAUCCAUUACCUCUCUCUCUCUCUCUCUCUCUCUCUCUCGAGCCUUUGUAUAUUGUAUUCUCUCACUUUUUCUUCCUUUUUUUUUUCGUUAAUUCUUAGCAAUAUUGUCUCUCUCCCUGUUUCCCUUUUUUAUUUUUAUAUUAACUCCUCAAAUUAUAUACAGUAGUAUAAAGAACUUCGAAAUCCCUGGUAGCUAGGGUCCCAUAGUCUGGUGUUGUUCCUGGUGUAAACAAUUUCUAAUUUGCUCAAUGUGAUGAU